Messenger RNA from Otolemur garnettii (small-eared galago), 1787 nucleotides. It is a transcript of the gene TMEM145, whose product is annotated as transmembrane protein 145. The transcript has 15 exons. The record is from RefSeq and is a predicted model, not a curated record. Lineage: Eukaryota; Metazoa; Chordata; Mammalia; Primates; Galagidae. Bases 47 to 1528 code for a protein of 493 amino acids. Gene Ontology annotation, biological process: response to pheromone; G protein-coupled receptor signaling pathway.
CGGCCGGAGCGGGAGCAAAAGCGGAGCCCGGGCCAAAGCGGGCGGAAUGGAGCCCCCGCGCGUGCCCGCGCUGCGCCGCCUGCUCCCGCCGCUGCUGCUCCUGCUGCUGUCACUGCCCCCCCGUGCCCGGGCCAAGUACGUGCGGGGCAACCUCAGCUCCAAGGAGGACUGGGUGUUCCUGACAAGAUUUUGUUUCCUCUCGGAUUAUGGCCGACUGGACUUUCGUUUCCGCUACCCUGAGGCCAAGUGCUGUCAGAACAUCCUCCUCUAUUUUGAUGACCCAUCCCAGUGGCCAGCCGUGUAUAAGGCAAGGGACAAGGACUGCCUGGCCAAGGAGUCAGUGAUCAGACCAGAGAACAACCAGGUCAUCAACCUCACAACCCAGUAUGCCUGGUCAGGCUGUCAGGUGGUGUCAGAGGAAGGAAUCCGCUACCUGAGCUGCUCCAGUGGCCGCAGCUUCCGUUCAGGAGAUGGACUGCAGCUGGAGUAUGAGAUGGUCCUCACCAAUGGCAAGUCCUUCUGGACACGACACUUCUCGGCUGAUGAGUUUGGGAUCCUGGAGACGGAUGUGACCUUCCUCCUUAUCUUCAUCCUUAUCUUCUUUCUCUCCUGUUACUUUGGAUAUUUGCUGAAAGGUCGUCAGUUGCUCCACACAACUUAUAAAAUGUUCAUGGCUGCAGCAGGAGUGGAGGUCCUGAGCCUCCUGUUUUUCUGUAUCUACUGGGGCCAGUAUGCCACUGAUGGUAUUGGCAACGAGAGUGUGAAGAUCUUGGCCAAGCUGCUCUUUUCCUCCAGCUUCCUCAUCUUCCUGCUGAUGCUCAUCCUUCUGGGGAAGGGAUUCACGGUGACACGAGGCCGCAUCAGCCACUCAGGCUCAGUGAAGUUGUCUGUCUACAUGACCCUGUACACGCUUACCCACGUGGUGCUGCUCAUUUAUGAGGCAGAAUUCUUUGACCCGGGCCAGGUACUGUACACAUAUGAGUCACCAGCCGGCUAUGGGCUCAUCGGGCUGCAGGUGGCAGCCUACGUGUGGUUUUGCUACGCGGUGCUCGUCUCCCUGCGCCACUUUCCUGAGAAGCAGCCCUUUUAUGUGCCCUUCUUUGCUGCCUACACGCUCUGGUUCUUUGCAGUUCCAGUCAUGGCUCUGAUUGCCAAUUUUGGGAUCCCUAAGUGGGCCCGAGAGAAGAUUGUCAAUGGCAUCCAGCUGGGGAUCCACUUGUAUGCCCACGGCGUGUUUCUGAUCAUGACUCGUCCAUCAGCGGCCAACAAGAACUUCCCGUACCACGUGCGCACGUCGCAGAUCGCAUCAGCUGGGGCACCAGGACCCGGAGGAAGCCAGUCGGGAGACAAGGCCUUCCCGCAGCACGUCUAUGGGAAUGUGACGUUCAUCAGCGAUUCAGUGCCCAACUUCACGGAGCUCUUCUCCAUACCCCCGCCCGCCUCCUCCCCCCUGCCCCGAGCAGCGCCGGAUUCUGGGCUCCCGCUGUUCCGUGACCUCCGGCCCCCCGGCUCCCUCCGAGACCUCUGACCCCGCUGGACUUCGGAAUACCCGUGAUGACUGCCGGGACCCCGCCAGUGACUCUCCAGGACUCCGCGACCUCAAGCUAGGGCUCCCAGGAUGGAUAUUGUGCUGCUGGUCUUAACCCCGAAACUCUCCCUCGGAUCUGUGACCUCGGACCCUCUUUCCACCCCAUCUCCAUUCUGGGGGCCCUCCCUCAGAUCCCUGGCAGAAAGAGGUUCCCCCCCUUCUUGCCAAAAUAAAGAGGAUUCGUUGAGUUUUUAUCUAU